CGGGGCUGGCUAAAGAUUUGUGUAUGUCCAGGGAUCAUACCCAACCUUCUCCUUUGGAGUACAAUGCAACACAGACAAUACUGAUUCAGUGUUUUAAAACACAGCCAGUACUCUCACACCUGUCACUAACUGGCUGAUGCCAGGCAAGCACACAUGAGCCACAAGACCCCCAAAAUGGUGAGUAGCUGCAGGGGCAGGGUAAAUCACUCUUCCCGGACCCUGCUGUACACUGGGCACGUGGCUCUUGGGGAGAGCCAGCACUGUGGGGGAGCCUGAUAAUCAUUCCUGUCCCCACACUUUCCACAGGAUGUGAUAAUUAUGAAAGAUAUCUUACUGCUGAGGGUGAGCAAGGAAGCGAGGGAGGGUCUUCUCCAAGACUGCUGCUUCCACCCUGGCCCCUAUGCGGCUCACCUGUGUGCAGCAAUGGUACCUCCUCUUCCCACCCUUCCCGUGACAUAGUGGAGCAGGAAAGUUACCAUUAAUGGGGCAAGAAACAAAGCAGCUCUGCUGAAGAACCUGCGGCAGCAGAUUGCCCAGUAUCUCCACAAGAGUUUCCUGGAGAUCUCUGAGGGAGAUUCCCAUGAAGUGAAGGAAUCAAUCAACAUCCUGUUCCGCCACUCAGACUAGGCAUGUGGUGGGAGACAAACCUGCUUUCUGCAAACCUCCUGCCCCCAACUCCUUGCUUCAGCAAUUCCCAAAAUCAAAUCCACUUACCGAGGGCCGCCUCUCCUGUUUGUGCUUUGCCAACAUCCAACAGCUGUGACUAGCUAGCCUCUGAGUUAUCCUCUGCCACCACAUCCUUGUCCAAGAUUUCCUCCUCCUGGCUCAGUCCACUCUCAACUGGCACGUGAGCCACCGAAGUAUCCACGGUGGUCUUCAUAUGGUUUUCAUAGUGAAGGUGGGGUCACAGCUGAGUAUUGCAUCCAGCUCUUUGUAGACCCCGCAGCUCGUGGGCGCAGCACCAGAGCAGCUGUUUGUUUCCCAUGCCUUGUGGUAGGCAUUCCGCAGCUCCUUCACUUUGAGCCUGCACUGCAGUGUGUCCCGGUCAUGGCCCCUUUCUGUCCUGCAUUGUGAAAUUUGUCCGUAGGUAUCAUAAUUCCUACAGCUGGAGCACAGCUGUGACUGGACGGCCUCCUCUUUCCCAAAUGUUGAUGAGCUCCCGCAGCUCAGCAUUUCUCCAAAUGGGGGAUUGCCUGGUGCGUAGAGCAGGCAUGGCCACCUUAAGGUGACCAGAUAGAAAGUGUGAAAAAUCAGGACAAGGGGUGGGGGGGUAAUAGGCACUUAUAUAAGAAAAAGCCCCAAAUACCAGGACUGUCCCUAGAAAAUCGGGACAUCUCGUCACCUUAGGCCACCUGGAAAGAUUCACUGAGACCCCUGCACGUGUCACUGAGCAAACAGGAAGGGGACUUUCAAAAUUCCAAAGGAAUUUACGGGGUGGGGAUGACGGUUGGUCACCUGAAGGCAGGGCAGUAGAGUUCAAACCGAUGACCAUAGAGGUGAGAACAGGCAUUGUGGGCCACCUCCCGGAGGCCAAUCACAGAGCUGUAAUCGACGACGGUGUCUACGCUGGCACCGCAGCGCUGUAGCCUCGGCACAGAAAGCUGUACGCCUCUUGUUGGGGUGGUUUUUCCAAAGCGCUACAACUGCGCGGUUCCUGUGUACUAAGUGGUUUGGCCGUGUGUACACCUUGGGAGUUACAGCGCAGAAACUUGCUAGUGUAGACAGGGCCCCAGGAAUCAAGUUGGAUCAGUGAGGCGUGGUCUGCACCUCAAAUGUAGGUUGAGCUACCUAUGUUGCUCAGGGCUGUGAAAAAUUUCAAGUCCUCUAUGGUGUGGAAGAGUCAACCUAACCCCCACUGUGGAUACGGGUAGAUCAGUGGAAGAAUUCUUCCAUCAGCCUAGCUGUUGCUUCUUGGAGAGGUGGAUUGCCUUUGUAGACAGAAAAACCCUUUCUGUUGCUGUAGCAAGAGUCUGCACUGCAGUACUUGUGUAGGUAUACGCUGAGUCUCUCUGUCUUGAGAAAAGAGCUCUGUCCUUUGGGGAGGAGGUGAUUACUGUGUCUUCUUCCAUUAGUCAGAACCUAAGAACUGAUUUGAAACUUCUUCUCUCCCACUCAGUUCAUAUAGGUCUCUGCCCCUAAUUAUAUCCUUCCUGCCUAUAGUACAAUUAAACUACACACAACUGGUCCACUGAUUCUCUUGUUCUGAAUGUGUAAAGCCCCUCAUCCGACAAGUCUGCAAAUAUCGAAAAACAUGUUUAACUUUGGGAGUAGUCCUAUUGAACUUGUAUAUGUUUUUACAGGACUGGGCUACAGGCUGUGCAUACACUUAAUAUUUUUAGAAAUUCUUGCACAAGUGGUCACUGCAGCUUCAGCAGUGCUGGUAAUGGAAGAACACAAGUGCAUUUUAACCUCUGCUGCCUGCAUCCAGUCUACAUUAACGUUCCCACCAUUUUCAGAGAGAAGCGAUGACAGUAAAACUGUUGGGAUUCCUGGCUAGAUGUUCCCAUGUUUUAAUGAAAAUAUGUGAAUGCCAAGGCCGUCAUAAACCUAGGCAUCCAGUGUUAAAACUAAGCAAUGAUGUUGUCAGGGCAUCAUUCAGAACUCUAGCACCAAACAAAGACUUGAACUUGUGCACUCCUGAAACUGCUACCUGUUGCUUGACAAAUCUGUGUGUGCGACUCAAGAAUUGGCAAAUGUCAGAAGCAAAAAUUGUGAAUUACCAGAUCGGAGAAGUUUAUCCUCCAUUCAGGGACCAUUUCGAUACUCUAAGGACCGUGAACUACAAGCAUGGACUAAGUAGUGCUAGAAAGUUUAUGAAAAUACCAACAAGACCUUACUCAGUUGUAUCAACUAGUAAAAUACUGCCAAAACAAAGUAUUCUGCCAACUAAGAGACCACCGAAGGCACCUAGGACCAAACAGCCAUCCAGAGCUAACCAGCCACUAGUGUCAGAAACUGAGGAUCUGAUGCAGUGCACAGCCUUCGCAACAGCAGAUGAAUAUCAUCUUGGUAAUCUGUGUCAUGACCUGACUUCAUAUGGAUAUGUUGAAAUAACAAGUUUGCCUAGAGAUGCAGCAAAUGUUUUGGUGAUUGGCACAGAAAAUGCUGCAAAAGAAUAUGAUCUUGGUAUGAUUUUUUUCUUCAGGGAAGGGUCUGUUGUGUUUUGGAAUGUGGAAGAGAAAACUAUGAAGAAAAUAAUGCAAGUGCUGGAGCGGCAUGAAAUUCAGCCUUAUGAAGUUGCACUGGUUCACUGGGAGAAUGAAGAAAUUAACUACAGGAGAGGAGAAGGCCAGUCAAAGCUCCACAGAGGAGAAAUCUUGUUAAAUUCUGACCUGGAUAUUGAGGAAGUAAUUCUGCAGAAAUUUGCCUUUUCAAAUGCUCUUUGCCUUUCUGUAAAACUGGCCAUUUGGGAAUCAUCCUUGGAUAAUUUUGUGGAAUCUAUCCAGUCAAUUCCUGAGAUAUUAAAAUCAAGAAAAAAAGUGAAACUCUCUCAUGCUGAUGUAAUGCAGAAAAUUGGGGAACUCUUUGCCUUACGGCACUGUAUAAAUCUGAGUUCAGACCUGCUGAUAACUCCUGACUUCUACUGGGACAGAGAGAAUCUUGAAGAGCUUUAUGACAAAACCUGUCAGUUUCUCAGCAUUAAUCGCAGAGUUAAAGUAAUGAAUGAGAAACUUCAGCACUGCAUGGAGCUGACGGACCUGAUGCGAAAUCACCUGAAUGAAAAACGUGCCCUGCGCUUGGAAUGGAUGAUAGUCAUACUCAUCACUAUAGAGGUCAUGUUUGAACUUGCCAGAGUAGUUUUCUGACCAUGGCAGAAGCUAAGAACAUCUGAAAAAAGUAUGACCGGACCAUAUUCACAACCAAAAAAAGUUCCUACUCCCACCUCUUUAUUUUCUGUACAUUUCUGGAAAAUGCUGUAAUUGUCUUACUAAAUAAAUAUAGUUAUGUAUAAAUGUACAUCUGUUCAAAUAAACUGUGAAAUUAGUGAAUAAAUCAUGAGUUAGGUUCAGCACUACUAGACAACUGAUCUUUUGAUAUAACACUAUAGAAUGUAUGCAUUUUAAGUGAAGUUUCUGCAGUGAGUAGGAAAUGCUGUGUCAAUAAAUGUCUCCAAUGUGACAGUUUUGCCUCAA
Molecule: messenger RNA, 4133 nt
Organism: Caretta caretta (loggerhead turtle)
Lineage: Eukaryota; Metazoa; Chordata; Testudines; Cheloniidae
Gene: RMND1
Product: required for meiotic nuclear division 1 homolog
Biological process (GO): positive regulation of mitochondrial translation
Source: RefSeq, a predicted model, not a curated record